Messenger RNA from Camelina sativa (false flax), 1029 nucleotides. The record is from RefSeq and is a predicted model, not a curated record. NCBI's taxonomy places the organism in Eukaryota, Viridiplantae, Streptophyta, Magnoliopsida, Brassicales, Brassicaceae.
AUGAGGGGUUUACAAAUAAACGCCUUAGCUCAAGAAGCUACAUCAAGCGAAAGAGAGUUUCUGGUGGUCAUGAUUAAGGAUUUUAGACUUUAUCUAAUGAGUGUCAACCUCCAUGGAAUUCAAAACCAGGUUAUUAUUAAAUCAUCUAUAAAGCAUAAAGGUCAACUUACUAACCUUCACAACGAUUCAUAUGAUCGAGUCGGUAUAACAGGAGUAUGUCAUUGUUCAGGGUUAUUGUUAUGUACCAGAGAUGACUAUACUAGCCUCGUGGUUUGGAACCCUUAUACAGAGCAAUCUCGGAGGAUCGAACUGAUAAGUCGUGACGGAUUGAGCUUUCCUUGGUAUGCUAUUGGAUACGAGACGAGAAACUCGUGCCGCAAGUACAAAGUUUUGAGAUAUAACAAAUAUGGUGGGUACGAAAUCUAUGAGUUAGACUCUAAUACAUGGAGGGUUCUAGAUGUCAAGCCAACCAUAUGGGAAACAUGGUUUCAUCAUAAUGGCAUCUCUGUGAAAGGUAAUUCUUAUUGGCAUAUUUAUCGAGGAGAAGAAUUCAAUAGAAAGGCGAGAGAAUUCUUGUUCUGUUUUGAUUUUACAAGAGAAAGAUUUGGACCGCUUAUGCCUUUUCCGUUUCAGAGUAAUGAAGACUGUAUUGUGACUCUCUCUACUGUUAGAGAAGAGCAACUUGCCGUGUUAUGUCAGCACUGGGCCUGGGCUAGGUUAAGGAUGAAGAUUUGGAUUACUAAUAAGAUUGCACCCAAUGAAGUAUCGUGGGACAAGUUGUUCUUAGAAGUGGCUGUGGAUCUAUAUCCACGAGCUGAACGUGAACUUGACAUUAAAAAUGGGUAUUUCCUCGUCGACGAGAAGAAGAAAGUAGCUGUGGUUUUUGAUAACAGCAAAGGGAAGGAGCACGCAGCUUUUAUAUUUGGAGAGAAUGGAUGCUAUGGAACAGUGGAUCUGGGAAAAACUGUAGACAAACUUUAUUGGUCUCCAUUUGUGUGCUCUUAUAUUCCAAGUUCAGUGCAAAUCUAG